AUGAGAACCCAUACUGACGAGAAACCGUAUUCAUGUGAACAUUGUUCAAAGACGUUUUCCGUAGCUUCAGAUUUAAAGAAACAUCUGAGAACCCAUACUGGCGAGAAACCGUAUUCGUGUGAACAUUGCUCAAAGGCGUUUUCCGAAGCUUCAAGUUUAAAGAAGCACAUAAGAACACAUACUGGCGAGAAACCCUAUUCAUGUGAACAUUGUUCAAAGACGUUUUACGAAGCUUCAGAUUUAAAGAAACAUGUGAGGACCCAUACUGGCGAGAAACCGUACUCAUGUGAACAUUGUUCAAAGGCAUUUUCCGUCAUGCAUAGCUUAAAUUCACACCUGAGAACCCAUACUGGUGAGAAACUAUAUUCUUGUGAACAUUGUUCGAAGACGUUUUGCAAGUCUUCACAUUUAAGGAUACAUCUGAGAAUCCAUACUGGUGAGAAACCAUAUUCGUGUGAACAAUGUUCAAAAGCUUUUUCCUACCUGACAAGCUUAAAAUCACACCUCAGAACCCAUACUGGCGAGAAACCGUACUUAUGUGAACAUUGCUCCAAAGCAUUUUACCACCGGGAAAGCUUAAAAUCACACCUGAGAACCCAUACGGUCGAGAAACCAUAUUCAUGUGAACAUUGCUCAAAAGCAUUUUCUCAACUGGAAAGCCUAAAAUCACAUUUGAGUACCCAUCCUGGCGAGAAACCGUAUUCAUGUGAACAUUGUUCUAAGACAUUUUCCAAAGCUCAAAAUUUAAAGCAACACCUAAAUACCCAUUCUGGUGUGAAACCUUAUUCAUGUGAACAUUGCUCAAAAGCAUUUUUCUACCCGAAAAGCUUAAAAUCACACCUAAGAACCCAUACUGGUGAGAAACCGUACUCAUGUGAACAUUGUUCCAAAGCAUUUUCCCGCCAGGAUAGCUUAAAAUCACACUUAAGAAGACAUGCUGGCGAGAAAUUGCAUUUAUGUGAACAUUGUUCAAAGACCUUUUACAGCUCUUCACAUUUAAGGAGGCAUCUGAGAAUCCAUACUGGCGAGAAACCGUAUAAUCAGGAUUUCAUGUUGGUUGGAAUGCAGCAAGUGUGA
Uloborus diversus is the source of this 1077-nucleotide messenger RNA. Its product is annotated as zinc finger protein 271-like. NCBI's taxonomy places the organism in Eukaryota, Metazoa, Arthropoda, Arachnida, Araneae, Uloboridae. The transcript is spliced from 2 exons. The record is from RefSeq and is a predicted model, not a curated record. Gene Ontology annotation, biological process: regulation of immune system process; negative regulation of transcription by RNA polymerase II; regulation of cytokine production. The coding region runs from base 1 to 1077 and encodes 358 amino acids.